Molecule: messenger RNA, 432 nt
Organism: Glarea lozoyensis ATCC 20868
Lineage: Eukaryota; Fungi; Ascomycota; Leotiomycetes; Helotiales; Helotiaceae
Exons: 2
Coding region: 1-432 (143 amino acids)
Source: RefSeq, a predicted model, not a curated record
AUGAAGUCCUCUGCUCUCACAUCCCUCGCCAUAGGAGCGCUCCAUGUAGUCACUGCUCUCCGCUUCACCAACCCCAAUUUCAACAACAUCACCAUUGGAAAGCCUCUCAAUAUCACCUGGGAUGAUGCAUCAGGUCCGGUAUCUCUGACUUUGGUCAAAGGGGGAACCCCCGCACUUUUCGCAACCGUUGGAACACUUGCCAGUGACUUGACAGCAACCUCAUACCUAUGGACUCCAAGCUCCUCCCUACUGCGUGAUACAUACGACAUAGUAUUCCGCGACUCGUCCAAUUCAGUACACAGUUUUCAAUUUGAGCUCGUCAACGCUCCAAUCAGUGUCACCACUACCAGCGCGGCGUCUGUAGCUGCGGCUGCUCCAACGUACACGACCACAUUCAUGUAUCCCAACUAUGCGAAUGGUGCUGGUGCUUGA